CUAAGAUAGUUCACCAUGGUAUCUCUUGAACUGAACUCAAGUUUAGAUGCCCUAGUGGACCAAGAUGAGAUCAAUCAUGCAGUGGUGCAGCAGCUGAAUUCAGUGUUUGGUAACAACCUUAAGAACCUUGAGAAAGUCUCAGAGCUUGUGCAGGAGUUGACCAGGACAAAGGAUGAACUGGAGAAGAGGUUACGCUUUGCCACUACAGAAGCUCCAGACAAAAUUACAAAAGCAGUCAAAGCAGCUGAAGAGGCCCUAAAGAAAGAAGAAAUUCUUGGUGCACAAUGUGAUCGUCUUCACUACCAAGUAACUGGUCACAUACAAAAAUAUGGCCAGCUUCUUGAUGAUAUAGGUCCAGGAGUUCGGCAGGUGCGGGAAUUACAACGUGUUAAAUUGUACCAAGAUUUUGUCAAUGCAGUUGAUGGACAGAGACAAGAACUCGACAUAAUCCAAGAAGGAAUUAACAGUAAAGAGAUUGAAUCAGCUCUUCAUAUUGGUGCCGAGGGACAGGCAUUGGUGGGCUACAGUCAUCUUUUGGAAACAGCAAAAGGAGUACAAGGCUCUCGCUGUUUGAAUCUUGUAGCUUUUGUCACCAACACACUUCUCUACUGGCAUCAAGUGUGCACCCACAGGUUCACCAGUGAGUUUGAGAGUGUACUGAAGGCCAUCAAGUGGCCCUUCACCAGCUCAAAUGAGAGUGUACACCAGCCCCCUGCCUCACAGGAGUCUAUCCAGCGACUGUGUACCCUCACUCAGUACUUUCUGCAGCUCUCUUUACCAGAUGCUAUUGCCAGUGAAAAUUCUAGGAAAUCAGACUCUCCAGCUGCCUCUCCAGCUAUUGCUAUGGACUUUGAAACUUCUGUGCUACCAAUACAUCUUUUGGUCAGACCACUGGAGGUUCGCUUCUUUUUCCACUUUAGUGGGAAUAAACCAACAAAUAGGCGAGAAAAUCCCGAGUGGUACUUUACACAAAUUCUUAAAUGGAUCUCUGCCCAUGAGAAUUUUCUUAAGACACGCAUCCAGCCUGUUUUGAAUCGCUGUGGCCAUCAAAAGACUUCAGCUAAAGUGGAAUUCAUGAGAGGUUUGGUGCGUUUGGUUGUUAUCAAGUUGGCUGCUGAUCUUCCUGAGGUUCAGUAUGAUGAUGACAUAUUCUGCUCCACUGUCCAGGAAACCCUUAACUUUGAGCGGGAGAUAAGUCUGACAUAUGGAUAUCCAGCCUCUCAACCUUCUGUUCUUUCUGUCUUGACCCAGGGCCGCAUCUUUGCUUGGUGGAUACGUGUUGAGAGGAAGUUUGCUUUGGAGUUGAUGGAUGAGUUGGUGUCAGAUGAUGGAGCAUGGCAGGCAGAAGAGAGUGGUGAGGCAGCACACUGUGGGGAGAGGCUCAUCCUGCUCCUGCAAGGAAUUACUGACCGAUACAAGAGACUUCCUCAGCCUGGACACAGGUUACAAUUUCUGGAGCUUCAGCUAGAACUUCUUGAUGAUUUUCGUGUGCGUGUGUUACAGGUGAUGAAGAGUGAGAAGCAAGACCCACUCACCUCCCACUACCCAGCCAUCCUCAACACUGUUCAUUAUAUCACUGCCACACUUCAUGACUGGGCAGACCUGCCUUUCUUUGUGGAAAUGCAGUACUACCAGGAGUGUUUCAGCCGUAUUCAGGAGCAGACUAGUGAAGCUCUAGCGAGUUAUGACAACACCGUUCUUCCCACAACAUCUCCAGAUGAUCCUGCAUCUUUCAUCUUUAAUUCUCAUGAUGUUUCUCUUAUAAGUACAUCUAUUUCGCCAGAGUCACUAGCAAGGCAGGAUGCUCUUGAAUCGCUAAACAUAAAUACAGAUGCCCCUACAACAUCUCAGAUGGCUGAAGUGUCAGGUUCAGUGUUUGAUGGAACCAUCAGGUUAUACACACACAUAGAGGGUGAGAUGGUUCGUACACUUGCCACCUAUGUCUUCACUGAAGUUCGUGCCAGAAGUCAACCAUACCGCCAAGACAAAUGGUUUCACACCAUCAUCCCUAGAGCCACAACAGACUUUAACAAAAUAAAUGAGCUGAGCCCCAGUAUCUGCCCCUUAUUGGAAGUUCUUGCCAGGCAUCUCCAUGCUCUCAGAGACAUACUAGCAGCCCCACUCUUUAUGCAGUUGUGGCAGAUUGUGGCAGAUACUCUUAAUAAAUAUGUGUAUGAGGAAGUGAUACUGCAGACCCGGUUCAGUGAUGCUGGAGCCACUCAGUUCAAGUUUGAUAUGACUCGAGGACUCUUUCCCAUUUUUGGCGCAUUCACGCAGAAACCUGAAAAUUUCUUCAGAUUAGUGAAGGAGUCUGUGAUACUGCUAACACUACCGCAUCCAACAGCCUUCCUCUUGCGCGACACUAUUCGCAUGUGGCAAGAUGAUCAGGAUUCUUUCAGCUUGGUUGUUUCACCGGUCAAGGCCUUGGCUGAACACAGUGUUGUGCUGCUUAGGCCAAAGGAAGCAGACACAGUUUUAAACAUCAGAAUAUAUGAUCGAGACUGAUUGUCUAGCCUAUUGAAAGGUUCUUAAAAAUAUUCAAUAGUCUUGUGUUUACUUUUUACUUUUUAAAUAAUUAGCACAUUACAUCUAGCAUCCAUCAGGGAGGCAAGAUUAUUUUUGUAUAAAGUAUGUAUGUAAAACAAAUUCCAAUUUAGAAAAGCUUGGAGGAGGUACUUGUUUUAAAAUUUUUUUUUUUUUUAAGCAAGAAUUGUGUCCAUAACAUUUUCUAAUUAUUGUAACCCAAAUAUUAAAUGCUUGAGCAAAUA
Messenger RNA from Cherax quadricarinatus, 2768 nucleotides. It is a transcript of the gene Rint1, whose product is annotated as RAD50 interactor 1. NCBI's taxonomy places the organism in Eukaryota, Metazoa, Arthropoda, Malacostraca, Decapoda, Parastacidae. The record is from RefSeq and is a predicted model, not a curated record. Gene Ontology annotation, biological process: retrograde vesicle-mediated transport, Golgi to endoplasmic reticulum; regulation of ER to Golgi vesicle-mediated transport; endoplasmic reticulum to Golgi vesicle-mediated transport. Gene Ontology annotation, cellular component: Dsl1/NZR complex.